AUGGUUGAUAUUGUUGAUGAUAGUAUGCAUAAUAUGCCUAAUAUUGAUAUAAAAGAAGAAGAGGAAGUUGAUUUUAAUUUAAAUGAAGCUGGAAAUAAGAAAAAGCUUUACAGCUCUGAUGAUUCAAAAGAUUAAAAUGAUAAUUAAAAUAAUGUUCUUGAGCCUUCUGUUUUGAAUGUAGAAGCUACAAACGGUAAUAUACCAGAAAGUGAUAUUCUAUAAUAAGUAAACGAAACUAUGGACAUCGAAUAAAAAGAAAAAGCAAGUGAAAGCAAACAAAAAAAAUAAUAAAAAGACAACAACAAAGAUAUGUCAGAAGGUAGCUAAUUAGAAAAUGAAGAUUAUAAAGAUGCUGAGUCAAGCUAAAGCAAAACAACUUCAGAUGAAGAUUACUAAAAUCCCUUAGAAAAGGGAAUGGUAAUGGAAGAAUAUGAAGAUGAUGAUGAGUUUAUUGGUGUAGAAGAAGAGAUUCCUUCCACUCAAUUAGAGCAAAGGAAGAAUUCUAGGAAAUCAAAUGAGAAAAGAGGGCAGAGAAAGAAAAAAAUGAUUGAAUCUGAAGAAGGAGAUGAGGAAGAUUCUUCUAAUUCAAGUUCUGGUUUUUCAUAAAGAAAAAACUAACUUAAUUAAAAGAGAAAUACUUCUACAAGAACUAGGAGAAGAAGAAGAUAAAACAGUUAAAUUAAUGAUUCUACUUUUAGUGAAAUAAAACCAUAGAAAAGAACUCGUAGAAAAAAAACAAAUGUAGAUGAAUCAGGAUUAAGUUUCAAUAAUAAAGAAGAUAAUCAACUCAUACAAGAUGCAAUAGAUUUUAUUAAAAGUAAACCGAGAAGAAGAAGGACAAGCAAAAAAGAAAAUGUAAAAUUGGAUUCUGAAUUUUUAGAAAAAAUACAAAAAAAAGCAAAAUCAAAUGAAAAAGAAGUUCCUAAUAAUUUAUAGCAAAUUAAUUUAAAUUAAAAUGGCUAAGGACAACAAAAUGGGAAUAUACCAUAAUAAUUCAUUGAUCUAAAUAAGACAAUCUCAAAUGAAAUUUAAUUUUAACAAAUAAAUCCUUAAUUGAUACAGUAAUAGUUAUAAUUUUAAAACUUAGCCUAGCUCUAGUUAUAAGCAAUGCAGCAAUUACCAUUUAUAUUAUAGAAAUAACAGCAAUAAUAAUAAUAAUAGUAGUAAUAGUAGAAUUAACAAUAAAAUGGCUAAUUACAAGCAGCUUUAGCUAAUCCACUUUUACUUUAGAAUUACUAAAAUUAAUUUCUUUUGUAAGCUUAAAGAAACGCUGAAAUGCUCAUGAAUGUUAAAAAGGAGGAUCUUUCAAAUUAACCACUACUAAAUCUAGGUUUGCAGUAACAAAAUUUAGAGGAUAAUAAAAAUUUACCAAAGUAAACAACUCAACUUGUACAAUAGAAUUCUAACAGCAACCAAACAAACGGAAGACAUAGAACUGGAAGGAGAGGAAGAGGUAGUGUUUAAUCUAACUAAACUAGUGGGAAAAAUUCUAAAGUAGAUGAAAGUUUUACUGUAGAUGAUUUAGGAAGAAGAAAGAAGUAUAAUACGAGAAGGAAGAUUCAAAAAUAGAACUAUGCUGAAAGUCCUUUGAAUGAAGAUAGAGAUAAGGAGGAGAAUAAAACCUCUGAAUAAAAAGAGAAAUCUGGAAAUAAAGAUUAAAGAAGUUUAGAAGAAGUUGGUAAUGCUGCAAUAGAUGAGUCAAAUAUAGAGUUAAUUGAGAAAAUUCAAAAGAAAGCUGAAGAAAAAAAAUUAGGAAAGGAAAUUGAAUAAUAGUUAAAAGAUUUGUUGAGCAAAAUAGAAAAUGAAAAGUAAAAUUAAAUUCUUAGUCAGAUAGUGAAUAAAUACAACUUAAACACUGAAAAAAUAAAAGAAUCAUAACCUCCAAAGUAAAACAGUAAAACUAAAGAAGAUGUAAAGAAAAAAGGAACUACAAAAGAAAUAAUAUUGAAUCCUCAUUAAACUCUUACAUAAUAACUUGAAGUUAUUGAUAAUAUAUCUGUUGAUAGUGCAAACGGUGUUAACAUUAAUUACAGAGAGUCAGGUUCGUCAGAUGAAAAUCUGAAUCAAAUUAAAAAUGUUGUAGAUCUUGAUAAAGAAAAAGAGCUGAAAAAACCAAAAUAGUUAUAAACAUCAUACAAGUUGUUGAAUUAUGAUAAGUUAGAAUAAAAAGGUAAUAUUUGUUCAAAAGGAAGACAAGAUGACAAAAAGACUGCUUAGCCUGCGAAUAAUCUAGAUUAAGCAUCUUAAAAUGAAGAAAGUGAUGAAGAAGAUGAUUAUAUUAGAGAUGAAGUAAUUCCAAUUACAGGUCAUUUUAAAUAUAAAGAUAAAGCUGCUGGAGUCCUUUCAUCAAAAAUAUUAAAUAAAAAUAUAUAUCUUGAAAUAUAAUGGGAAAAAAGAAAAAAUGGUGUGACACCAACUCCUACCAUCAUUAAUACUCAUGAAGUAAAAGCAUAUGACACUGAUUUCUUAAUAGAUUUUUAUGAAUCUAAAAUAUUAAAAACAAAUGAAUCAAAAGCCUAAAGACUACCUAAUCAAUAAGUUAGUGGUUCUAAGAAUUCACAUAUUGAGUAACUCAGAUAAGAUGUUCAUAAAAACUAAAUGCAAGUAUCUUUACAGCAAAAAGAUAAAUAUUAUAAAUUAGUAGAACCCAAAGAAAACUAAGCACUCUCUUUACUUGAUAGCCAGACAAAUUAAUCUAAAAAUACAGAAAAUAAAACUGUGAGUAACAAUUAAGGUAACACCAGCAACGUUCUAAACCAAAACAAAAAGUAAAUCGACCUUGAUUAGUAAAGUGAUAACGAAAGCGGUGAUGAGGAAAUUACCCAAAAAGAUAAAAAUAAAAUCUAUUAAAUAGAUACACCAUCUAGUAAAUCAAGUGAAGAAUUUUGCAUUGAUCCUUACAGAAAAUUCAUAGAGGAUGAAGGUCUUCUCCCAGAAUAAUUACAAUAAGAAUUAAAAGAAAAACUCGUUUUUUGA
This is a messenger RNA of Tetrahymena thermophila SB210, 2976 nucleotides long. RefSeq lists its product as hypothetical. Lineage: Eukaryota; Ciliophora; Oligohymenophorea; Hymenostomatida; Tetrahymenidae. The transcript has a single exon. The record is from RefSeq and is a predicted model, not a curated record.